UUUUUAUAUUACUUUUAUAUUUAAGUUUUAUAGAAUAUAAUAUAUAUAUAUUAAUAAUUUUUUUAUUAUUUUCAGUUUGUGAGGGGGCAUUAGGUUUAUCUAUUUUGGUUUCUAUAAUUCGAACUCAUGGAAAUGAUUAUUUUCAAAGAUUUAGUAUAUUAUAAUGAUAAAAUUUUUAUUAAUAAUGAUUUUUAUAAUUCCUUUAUGUUUUUUAAAAAAUAUAUUUUGAAUGGUUCAAUUAAUAUUAAUAAUAAUAAUAUUUAUAUUUAUAAAUUUAAAUAUAAAUAUUACAAAUUUUUGUAAUCUUAGAUAUAUAAUAGGAUGUGAUAUAAUUUCUUAUGGUUUAAUUUUAUUAAGAAUUUGAAUUUGUUUAUUAAUAAUUAUGGCAAGAGAAGAUUUAAAUAAGAAAAAUUUUUAUAUUAAUUUUUUUUUAUUUAAUAUUAUUAUUUUAUUAAUUAUAUUAUAUCUAACUUUUAGAGUGUUAAAUUUAUUUAUAUUUUAUUUAUUUUUUGAGGGGAGAUUAAUUCCUACGUUAAUAUUAAUUAUUGGUUGAGGUUAUCAACCAGAACGAGUUCAAGCUGGGAUAUAUUUAUUGUUUUAUACUUUGUUUGCUUCUUUACCAAUAUUGAUGGGAAUUUUUUUUUUUUUUUUUAAUUAUAAUUGUUUAAUUAUAUAUUUUUUAAAAUUUUUUAAUAGAAAUUUUUUUUUAUUAUAUUUAUCUAUAAUUUUAGCUUUUUUAGUAAAAAUGCCAAUAUAUUUUGUCCAUUUAUGACUUCCUAAAGCUCAUGUAGAAGCUCCUGUUUCGGGGUCAAUAAUUUUAGCUGGGAUUAUAUUAAAAUUAGGAGGUUAUGGUCUUUUACGGAUUAUAAUUGUUUUUCAAAAAAUUAAUAUAAAAUAUGGAUUAAUUUGAGUAGUAAUUAGAUUAUUAGGGGGUUUAUAUAUUAGAUUAAAUUGUUUUUGUCAAGUUGAUAUAAAGUCAUUAAUUGCUUAUUCAUCUGUGGCUCAUAUAAGAUUGGUAAUUUGUGGAAUUAUAACUAUAAAUUAUUGGGGUUAUUUAGGUUCAUAUAUUAUAAUGAUUGGGCAUGGAUUGUGUUCUUCAGGAAUAUUUUGUUUAGUAAAUAUUAAUUAUGAACGAUUGCAAAGACGAAGAUUAUUUAUUAAUAAGGGUAUAAUAAAUUUUAUACCUUCUUUAAGUUUAUGAUGAUUUUUAAUUUUAUCUUCCAAUAUAGCAGCACCUCCAUCAAUAAAUUUAAUAGGGGAAAUUAGAUUAAUUAAUAGAAUUGUUAGAUGAUCUAAUUUAACUAUAAUUACUCUUAUUAUAAUUUCUUUUUUUAGAGCUGGGUAUAGAUUAUAUUUAUAUUCUUAUACACAACAUGGAAAAUAUAAUAUAAGUAUUUAUAGUUUUUAUACAGGUAUUUCUCGGGAAUAUUUAAUGUUAUUAUUACAUUGAUUACCUUUAAAUUUAUUAAUUUUAAAAAUUGAUUUUUUUAUAAUUUGA
Messenger RNA from Papilio xuthus (Asian swallowtail), 1498 nucleotides. Its product is annotated as NADH-ubiquinone oxidoreductase chain 4-like. Gene Ontology annotation, cellular component: respiratory chain complex I. The transcript has a single exon. Gene Ontology annotation, biological process: aerobic respiration; ATP synthesis coupled electron transport; electron transport coupled proton transport. Lineage: Eukaryota; Metazoa; Arthropoda; Insecta; Lepidoptera; Papilionidae. The record is from RefSeq and is a predicted model, not a curated record. Gene Ontology annotation, molecular function: ubiquinone binding; NADH dehydrogenase (ubiquinone) activity; NADH dehydrogenase activity.